Messenger RNA from Tachyglossus aculeatus (Australian echidna), 1516 nucleotides. It is a transcript of the gene SULT1B1, whose product is annotated as sulfotransferase family 1B member 1. Lineage: Eukaryota; Metazoa; Chordata; Mammalia; Monotremata; Tachyglossidae. Gene Ontology annotation, cellular component: cytoplasm. Gene Ontology annotation, molecular function: sulfotransferase activity. Gene Ontology annotation, biological process: sulfation. The record is from RefSeq and is a predicted model, not a curated record. The transcript has 8 exons. Bases 281 to 1165 code for a protein of 294 amino acids.
UCUGACCCAGACUGUCAGGCCUGGCUUCCAGCUGCUCAAUCCUGGGGCCCUAGGAGCGACCAGAGAGGAGAAAGGGCUGGCGGCAUCAGAGACUUUGACCAACCCCCCCCGCUAUUUGCCAUCAGGUGAAACAGUAAUUGAUCUUUGUCCUCCGGGUCAGACUGCAAAUACAGAGAAGGACAACUUUAUUUAAACAGCAGUUGGGCGUCCCCUCAUUUAUGCCAAGUGCUACUCUGGUUCCAUUCAGGCAACUGAAGGCUCCCCCCAGGCCGCCACCAAAAUGUCUUCCCUGGAAGGCGUCUUGCGACAGGACUGGAAGAUGUUUCGCGGAUACCCCAUGGUCCUACCAUUUGCAUCCAACUGGGAAAGGAUCGAGCAGUUCCAAGUCAGGCCUGAUGACAUCGUGAUCGCCACUUACCCCAAGUCUGGGACCACUUGGCUGAGUGAAAUCGUGGAUAUGGUUCUGAACAAGGGUGAUGUGGAGAAAUGCGAGCGGGACUUCAUAACCAACAAGGUGCCAAUGCUGGAGCUAUUGGCUCCAGGACAGCGGAUCACUGGAACAGAUCUGCUGGAUAAGGCACCAUCACCCCGGCUGGUGAAGACUCACCUACCCAUUGAUCUACUUCCCACGUCUUUCUGGACCAACAGAUGCAAGAUGUUCUAUCUGGCACGGAAUGCCAAGGACGUAGCCACCUCAUAUUACCAUUUCCACCAAAUGAACAAGUUACUUCCUCUCCCAGGACCUUGGGAAGAGUUCCUGGAGAAGUUUAUGGCUGGAAAAGUGGCCUACGGUUCCUGGCACGAUCACGUGAAGAGCUGGUGGGAAAGAAAGAAGGACUAUCCUCUACUUUACCUGUUCUAUGAGGACCUGAAAGAGGAUCCAAAGAGGGAAAUUCGGAAGGUGAUGCAGUUUUUGGGACAGGAUCUGGAUGAGUCAGUCCUCGAUAAGAUCACUCGGCACACCUCAUUUGAAGCGGUGAAGGAUAACCCGCUCCUGAAUUUUACAAAUCUUGCAAUAAUGGAUCACAACAUCACCCCUUUCAUGCGCAAAGGGAUGGUCGGGGACUGGAAAAAUCACUUCACCGUGGCCCAGAAUGAGGUGUUUGAUGCUGAUUACCAGAAGAAAAUGGCAGGAACCACACUGAAGUUCCGAUCAGAGAUCUGAGGGGCCGGGGGCUCCGAGCAGUGGUUGGCAGCUGGGAGACCCCCAUCCACUAAACCUGGCCUAGCCCUCCAGCCAAAGGAAGGGUGGAUCAUUCCAGAAUUCCCGGGGCUAAGGGGAACCUGCUGUGGAAGCUGGGGGAGAAUGCCCCCCACCCCCCCUCAAAUACGGACCUGGGGCUAGGUGAUGGACUCCUUGCCAAGGCCCAGUAGGUUUGUGCCCAUCGUGUCUGUGCAUUUAUGCACUUACUUGACUCUGGGUGUGGUGUUUCUGUUUGUGCAGCUGUGGCCAUCUUGUAUGUCCGAUACUCAAUAUAAUAAUAAUAAUAAUGUUGGUAUUUGUUCACUCAUUCAU